Molecule: messenger RNA, 655 nt
Organism: Ostrea edulis (European flat oyster)
Lineage: Eukaryota; Metazoa; Mollusca; Bivalvia; Ostreida; Ostreidae
Product: GTP cyclohydrolase 1 feedback regulatory protein-like
Exons: 4
Coding region: 200-523 (107 amino acids)
Biological process (GO): negative regulation of biosynthetic process
Cellular component (GO): nucleus; cytoplasm
Molecular function (GO): GTP cyclohydrolase binding
Source: RefSeq, a predicted model, not a curated record
AUUGGGGAAACUAUGCAUCACCUAAACUUUAGAAAUACGAGAUAUAUGAUGACCCAAAAUUAUGAUCAGAAAAUAAUAAUUGCAGUUGAGAGAGUUUUGACGACGGUACAGAUAUAACAAUUCUCACAGGAAGUGCUUUUUUGGCUGCGUAAGGGAGAUUACUCUGGCAUUGACUGUGACAUGCACUGCUGUGAUUAGGAUGCCUUUUGUUCUGAUUAGUACACAAAUCAGGCUGGAAACCGGUCCAACUGUAUGCGGCGAUGAAUGGAGUGACCCAGAGUUGAUGGAACAUCUUGGAGCCAAAUUGACCAAAACCUUAGGAAAUAACUUUCAAGAGUAUAUUUCUCCAGACCCUGUGAGAAUUAUAUUGAACAAGUUGGAGAAACAAGGAUACAAAAUACAAGCCAUGACUGGCCUCGGCCAGACCUGUAUCUGGACAUUGCAAAAGGAGCUCGAAUCAUUAUAUGAAUCAUGUUUUGUUGUUGAGGAUGAAAUUCUUGGAACAGGAGUACCAUUGCAAUAAAAUUGAGCCCCCUCCUCCAGAAAUCUAAUGAUUACACAGUAACUCUCAGUUGAAAUACAUUCCUCAUUUAUAUAAUGUUUUGAAAGAUUAUUACGUAUACAUAUAUAUUAUUUCAAUAAAUUGUGUAGAAAA